Molecule: messenger RNA, 3640 nt
Organism: Diatraea saccharalis (sugarcane borer)
Lineage: Eukaryota; Metazoa; Arthropoda; Insecta; Lepidoptera; Crambidae
Source: the annotation of a GenBank genome assembly
AGUGGAUUCAAAAUUGAUUCAACACGCUGGUAAAAUGAAGAAAGAACGCACGGGCGACAAUUGUCGUCCGUUUAAAUUAGCUCAUCAAAUUUUAAGCUUAACUGGUAUUAGCUUCGAAAGGAGAAGUAUUAUUGGAUUUGUUGAGCUCACUGUCGUACCGUUGAAAGACAACUUGCGGUAUAUUCGCCUGAAUGCCAAGCAGUGUCGUAUUUACCGUGUUUGCUUAAAUGACCAGUAUGAAGCCAAUUUUCAGUACUGUGACCCUUUCCUGGACAUCUGUCAGUCUGACCCUAAUACGAGAUCUUUGGAAGUUUUCUCCCAAUAUCAUUUGGCAGCAGCUCAAAAGAUUGAUCCUGAUCAUAACUCUGGUGAACUCCACAUACAAGUGCCAGAUGAGGCAGCUCACUUAGUUGGUGAAGGACGGGGACUUCGUAUUGGAAUAGAGUUUUCAUUGGAGUCCCCACAGGGAGGGCUACAUUUUGUUGUACCUGAAGGAGAAGGCUCUUUAGUUGAGAAAUCAGCUCACAUGUUCACAUAUGGGCAUUCAGCCCGUCUUUGGUUUCCUUGUGUGGACAGCUAUGCAGAGCCUUGCACUUGGAAGUUAGAAUUUACUGUUGAUGAAAGUUUGACAGCAGUAUCUUGUGGGGAACUAGUUGAUGUGGUGUAUACACCUGAUCACAGAAGAAAGACAUUUCAUUACAUUGUAAAUACUCCAGCAUGUGCCCCGAACAUAGCUCUGGCCAUUGGGCCUUUUGAAACUUAUGUAGAUCCACAUAUGAAUGAAGUGACUCAUUAUUGUUUGCCCAAUUUGAUGCAAAUUUUAAAAAAUACUGUUCGUUACUUACAUGAGGCAUUUGGAUUUUAUGAAGAAACUCUCAACACCAGAUAUCCUUAUCCUAGUUAUAAACAGGUGUUCGUGGAUGAAACAGAAGAUGAUGUUACGGCUUAUACAACUAUGUCUAUAUUAAGUACUCACUUACUCCAUUCUAUUGCAAUAAUUGAUCAGACAUACAUCAGUCGUAAAGCAAUGGCCCAAGCUGUGGCUGAACAAUUCUUUGGUUGCUUCAUCACAAUGCAGAAUUGGUCAGACUUAUGGCUGGCUAAAGGGAUACCAGAUUAUUUGUGUGGUUUAUAUGCAAAAAAAUGUUUUGGUAACAAUGAAUACAGGUAUUGGAUACAUCAAGAAUUGACUGAGGUUGUAAGUUAUGAAGAACAAUAUGGUGGCAUAGUUUUAGAUCCUUGGCAACCUCCCGCUAGUGGUGCCAGGGUAGAACCAAAAGAUAUGUUCUAUUUUCCUGUGCGAAACGUACAUACUAUGUCACCAAGAUAUAUUGAGGUUAUGAGAAAGAAGUCCCAUUUAGUUUUGCGCAUGUUAGAACAACGCAUCGGUCAAGAGUUGCUCCUGCAAGUGUUUAAUAAGCAACUGUCCCUCGCUACAACUGCCGCUAAUACCAAGAUCGGUAGUGGUUUAUGGGGUCAGCUUCUAUUAUCGACCAACUCAUUUGUGAAGGCAAUAUUUACCGUCACGGGGAAGCAUAUGGCCGUGUUCGUGGAUCAGUGGGUGCGCACCGGCGGUCACGCCAAGUUUCAACUUACAUCAGUGUUUAAUAGAAAGAGGAACACGGUAGAACUUGAGAUACGUCAAGAUUGCGUCCACGAGCGCGGUAUACGGAAAUACGUCGGUCCGUUGUUAGUACAACUGCAGGAGUUGGACGGACCGUUCAAACAUACGCUUCAGAUAGAAAACACGGUAGUCAAAGCCGACAUCACCUGCCACAGCAAGAGUAGGCGGAAUAAAAAGAAGAAGAUACCCCUUUGUACCGGGGAGGAGGUCGACAUGGAUCUCUCUGCUAUGGACGAUUCACCUGUCUUGUGGAUCCGUCUCGACCCCGAAAUGUCCCUCUUGCGGAGUACGGUGAUAUCGCAGCCUGACUACCAGUGGCAAUAUCAGUUACGUCACGAGCGUGACGUCACAGCGCAGAGCGAGGCCAUAGAUGCCCUUCACAAUUACCCAGAGACAGCGACGAGGAAAGCGCUCACUGACACCAUAGAGAAUGAGCAGACGUUUUAUAGGAUAAGAUGCAGGGCGGCACAUUGUUUGACCAAGGUAGCCAACUCAAUGAUUAGCUCCUGGGCGGGACCACCAGCGAUGCUUACGAUCUUCCGAAAGAUGUUUGGAUCUUUCUCAGCACCACAUAUAAUAAAACAGAACAACUUCGACAAUCUCCAACAUUAUUUCCUACAGAAAACUAUACCGGUCGCAAUGGCGGGUUUGAGGAAUAUCCAUGGUAUUUGUCCUCCAGAGGUAAUAAGGUUUUUGUUAGAUCUGUUCAAGUACAACGACAAUUCUAAAAAUCAUUUCUCUGAUAACUACUACAAAGCGGCGUUAGUGGACGCUCUUGCUGCCACAAUCACUCCUGUUAUAUCGGUGUUACAACCUGGAGCACCUAUAACGGUAGACUCACUGUCUGCCGAUACGAAGUUAGUACUUGAAGAAAUAACAAGGGUCCUGAAUUUAGAGAAAGUGUUGCCAUGCUAUAAGAACACUGUUACAGUUAGCUGUCUACGUGCGAUAAGGCGGUUGCAGCAGUGUGGCCAUCUUCCUAGUAUACCAACCAUUUUCAGAGCAUACGCACAAUAUGGACAAUAUAUUGAUGUAAGACUGGCCGCUUUCGAGUGUUUAGUGGACUUUGUCCGAGUGGACGGUAAACCUGAGGACCUGUCUUCCUUACUGACCACCGUAGAAAGUGAUCCAGACCCAUGUGUGAGGCAUGGAUUAGCCAGACUGUUGAUCAGUAACCCGCCCUUCGAGAGAGCGCAGAGACAUCGUCUGGACACAGAAGCUGUUGUACAUAGGUUAUGGAAUAAUAUGAACAGUCACCUAUCAAACGACGCGCGUCUUCGUUGCGACCUUGUUGAUCUCUACUACACGUUGUAUGGUCCAAAGAGACCGAUAUGUGUGCCGCUACCUGAAAUACAGGCAAUGAUGAAACAGAUGCAUCAUAAAGAGCGAGACCGACUAGAGAGGGAGCGAGAGAGGGAAAAGGAGAAAGAGAGACAGAAGGAGUUAGAAUUGAAGCCCGUUAUCAAACAGGAGAUCGAGGAUAUAAAAAUGGAGACCGAAGUGGGUCCAUUGCAAGAGACACAGGUGCCGUUAGUGCCGGAGAGGAAAGAAGACUUAUUACCUGUGCCCAUCUCUAGUAUUAAAGAGGAAGACGUCAAAAUUGACGUGACCACUGUACAUGAUACACCGACCGACUUUGGGGAUGACACAAAACGAGAAUUUCUUACGGACAAUGCGGUGCCGCUUCCCGGUAUUCCCGGUUCUUCAGGACCCAUUGGCUUUGAACCUGGUAUGUUCCGGCAUGAAGUUAAAGAUGAAAUGGGCGCACCUAAGGCCAAGAAGAAGAAGAAAGACAAAAAGAAGCACAAACACAAACAUAAACACAAGCACAGUAGUAAGGAAAAAUCCAAAGACAAGGAGCACAAAGAAAAAGACAGAUCUUUGCUACCACGACCGCCUUCUACCACAGAUCAACUCAAAAUAAAAGAGGAGACCAGAGAAACCUUAAGUUCCUUCAGCUCGAGUCAAAGUCCCUCUGAAGAUAUUUCGACGAUGCCUUCCAAUAUGAGUUUUUAA